Arctia plantaginis is the source of this 411-nucleotide messenger RNA. NCBI's taxonomy places the organism in Eukaryota, Metazoa, Arthropoda, Insecta, Lepidoptera, Erebidae. The record is from the annotation of a GenBank genome assembly.
AUGUAUGUUGUGAGUGAAAGAGUAGAAAUUAGCUUAGCAGACAGGGACGGCGAGACAAAUAAUCGAAUGGAUGCACCUGCGGUAGAUAACACUGAGGAAUACAAAUGUACAGAUGAGAAAGAAAAUUGUCUGGUUUGGGUGCACAAUUUACAUUUCAUCGCCAGUCCUCUAGAACCAGAGAAUACUAGACUAGAUAACCUAACCGAAACUUCCUUGCCUGCCUGCCUUUUCCAUACACCAAUUUACACCUUUGGAGCCCAAAUACCAAUGGGAAAGGGGACGGCCGGGUGCACUGAGAUGAGGUGGCGCGGAGAGGCGCGCGCGCCCCACGCACACCUCAGGUGCAGCCGCGAGCGCGCUCCCGCCGCCUACAUCGAUUGUAUAGUGCAGUUACGUGAUAACAAACCAUAA